Capsella rubella is the source of this 1317-nucleotide messenger RNA. RefSeq lists its product as uncharacterized. The record is from RefSeq and is a predicted model, not a curated record. The transcript is spliced from 2 exons. The coding region runs from base 57 to 1133 and encodes 358 amino acids. NCBI's taxonomy places the organism in Eukaryota, Viridiplantae, Streptophyta, Magnoliopsida, Brassicales, Brassicaceae.
UAGAAAAGAAACAAACCUGUCUGGUCUUUUCGAAUGUGAUUCUUCGUUCGUUGUUGAUGAUGAUGAGGCUGGUUCAAGUAUCUUCUACUGAAUCCAUUUCUUCUAUUUCAUCUUCCUCGGCUCGGAAUGGUGGUGGUGGAGUUCUCUACUUGAAGCGUGUUUCUGUCUGCGGUUUCUGUAGUGUCUUGAAGCCAAAUAAAGUUGCUUUCAGUAGCAUGAUUCGUUCAACUUUGAGGACUUGCUCAGUUUCUGGGUUCCACACUCUUUGUCCCAAGUCAAGCGGUUCUGUUGUUUCGAAAAAGAGGUUUUGUUCCACUGCCUCACCACUCAUCACUGAAACUACUUCACCCUUUGGUCAUCCCCGUUCUUCAGUAAUUGUGUCAAGCCUUCUCUCCCCAUCAGAUGUCCCUCAGAAAUCGGAAGAAUGGUUCGCUUUGCGGAAAGAUAAGUUAACCACAAGUACAUUCAGUACAGCGCUCGGUUUUUGGAAAGGAACCCGACGUGCCGAGCUCUGGCAUGAAAAGGUAUAUGACUCAGAUUUACGAGUAUUUGAGGAAUCUGCACAGUUUGCUAUGAACUGGGGUGUACAGAUGGAACCAGCUGCAAUAGAGAGGUACAAGCGAAUCAUGGGUUGUGAGGUCGGUUCAAUGGGGUUUGCUAUUCACUCCAACGAGCAGUUUCACUGGCUUGGCGCAUCCCCGGAUGGAAUUCUUGAUUGCUUUGGUAUCCUAGAAGUGAAAUGCCCAUAUAACAAAGGGAAAACCGAAACUGUGUUACCGUGGAAAAAAGUUCCCUACUAUUACAUGCCUCAGCUGCAGGGUCAGAUGGAGAUAAUGGACCGGGAAUGGGUAAACUUGUACUGCUGGACACGAAAUGGAAGCACGGUUUUCCGUGUGAUGAGAGACCGAAGCUAUUGGAGUAUCAUACAUGAUGUACUAAGGGAGUUCUGGUGGGAGAAUGUCGUUCCUGCUAGGGAGGCUUUGUUGUUAGGGAAAGAGGAUGAGGAGGUGAAAAAGUAUGAGCCAACAUCUACGCAUAAGCGAACCGGGCUUGCCAUAGCUAAAAGCAUAAAUUUGGCUGCGGAAUCAAAACUAGUAUGCAGAGAAAUUGCUGAUCACGUCGAGUUCUUUUAGAUGAAUAUGAGAAUCUCCUAAAUCUUUUGAAUUAUUUAAUCGAUGAUUCAUCUUAUUAGAUCACAUUGUUAUACUUGUGAAACUGGUUAAAUGACGUAAUACUCUUUGAUCAGAUUUCUAGACUAUCUGGAGAUCAGCGGUUCCUAUCGCCUGUAAAUUAAUUUGAUGUGAAUUGUUUCGUUCA